Molecule: messenger RNA, 891 nt
Organism: Acaulospora colombiana
Lineage: Eukaryota; Fungi; Glomeromycota; Glomeromycetes; Diversisporales; Acaulosporaceae
Source: the annotation of a GenBank genome assembly
AUGCCACUUGAUAAACGAUUUGAAAAUCAGAAACGAUACCAGAAUGAAAUUUCCCAGAGAAAGAGUUACUCUUCAUUUUGGUAUUGUUUCAACGCGUUAAAUAUUUUUACAUCGUUGUCAAUUUUAUUGCCUGAUAAUUCCAAAGGUGCCUCACGCGAUAUAGAAGGAUUGGGAAAGGAUAGAGCCUCAUCGAGUUAUGGAAAAUAUUCGCUUUUAUUGUUUACGGGAAUCGGCGUUUUACUCUUUGCAGCAUUAAUGGGCGUGCAACAGAUAUUUUUGCUUUAUACCUCUUAUGUAUUUAAAUGGUCGUUAAUUGAACAAGGCUAUGUCAUCGUUUUUAUCGGGUUUCUGAGGGCAGUUGUAUUGCUUUUGAUUUAUCCUACAAUUGUGAGGCUGUUCAAAAAGCGAAGUAAGAAAGAGGAUAAUAUUAAUAACAACGAUGAUGAUAGAGAUGUAGUGAGAAAUUCAUCACCCACGGUGUUAGAUGAAUUUAAUGAUAAAGAAUUGAUGAAAGAAAUGUUAUUUGAGAUAUGGAUGAUUAGAAUUGGAUUGGCUAUUGAUACCGUCUCCUAUCUUUUCCGUGGAUUAGCUGCUAGUUCAGAGAUGUUUGUCACAGCCUAUGCCUUUGGAUGUCUGGGAGCAAUAUCGAGUCCAUCGAUCAGGUCUCUACUAACCGGAUUGGUCCCACCAUCGCAAGUAGGCCAAUUAUUGGGUGCAGUUGGCGUAUUAGAAUCCAUUGUAUCCAUAAUGUCACCGGCAAUAUUUAGCAGCAUGUACAGCCUACUUGUGAGAACUUCGCCGCAUCUAAUUUGGUACUUGAUCACAUGUUUAACGACCAUGGGAGUGGCGUUGGCAUUCGUAGUUAAACCUAAGAACCGACAGCGAGAGUAA